AAAAUGUAUUAUUUUCAAACAUAUACCAAUAUUGUUAAACUACAAGUGUUAGUAUGCUUAUUAAAACUAAUAAAUUGUGACCCAAAUAGUAGUGAACCCAUAUUAAUAGUCAUAUCGUUUGAUGGCUUUCGAUACGAUUAUGUAUCGCCAGAAUCGACACCAAAUCUAUACAAAUUGGCUGUGAAUGGAGCGGGAGGUCAUAUGAUAUCAAACUUCGCGACCAAGACAUUUCCCAAUCACCAGUCGAUAGCCACCGGUUUCUAUGAGGAGAACCACGGAAUCAUUAACAAUGAGUUCUUUGAUCCCAAAUAUAACGAUACCUUUGAUAUCGAGAAUUCACCCGAUUAUUGGUGGACUGAAUGGUCGGGCACACCUGUUUGGAUUGUAAACCAAUUGUACGGUCGCAGGAGUGGGUCAAUGCAAUGGCCCAGUAGUCAAGUCAUGUAUAGGAAUCAAACCGUUAGAUACCAUCAAAGCUAUAACCAUACGAUGCAAUGGGAUACAAGAGUCGAUACAAUUGUAGAGUGGAUAACCCAUGAAAGUGAACCGGCUAAUUGCAUUUUCUUAUAUUUCGAUGAGCCGGACACUACUUCGCAUAUUUGUGGACCUUUUAGUAACCAAACCAAAGGUCAGGUGCGAAGGGCUGAUAAUAUAGUGGGAUAUUUGUUGCAAAGUUUGGAUACAAAGAAUUUGUUAAACAAAACUAAUUUAAUAAUACUAUCAGACCAUGGAUUCGCUGAAAUCAAGUAUAAUUUCCAACAAAAGGAAAACCAAGAAAUCAAUUUAAAUGACAUAAUAGACCCUAAUAUGUACGACAUGUACGGGAAUUCUCCAGAUUGGCAUAUACUUCCUAAGCCGGGUCUUUUGGACAAUGUCUAUGAGAUACUACUGAACGCAUCGAAAACACUACCUUUUACUGUCUAUAAAAAGGCUGACAUCCCUGAGCGCUACCACUACAGGAAUAAUCGCAGAAUUCUACCCAUUUUUCUCAUCGCAGAUGAGGGAUGGGAAGUGCAUCGGACGGCCAGUCCGGUGCUUUUAAAGGGUAAUCACGGGUGGGAUAACCGGUUGACAUCAAUGAGGCCGCUAUUCAUGGCGAGUGGACCGGCGUUUAAGCGUCGAUAUUAUCACAACCGGGUGUUUCUCAAUACAGAUCUCUUUCCACUUAUGUUACAAGUGUUAGGCCUUCCGUCAAAGUCUUUUCCGAGUAAUGGUUCUCUCGAUAAUGUCAUUGAUUUGUUGGCAAACAGUAGUAAACCGUUUGAUUUAAUA
Messenger RNA from Oppiella nova, 1272 nucleotides. Lineage: Eukaryota; Metazoa; Arthropoda; Arachnida; Sarcoptiformes; Oppiidae. The record is from the annotation of a GenBank genome assembly.